GUCGGGUAUGGUUAUGCCCUAAUUACCUCCCCUAUAGUCUGGUUCAAUCUAUGCGAUUCUGGUCUAAUUUUGUUCGGAUCAUUUCAUUAUUCGGGAUGAUUGCAACAUAAGUGUAAAAAGAAGGAAGAUGGAAGCAUUGGUGUGCAGAAAAAUCGGCGACCCAACAAUCCCACCCAACUCGUCGGAGAACUCUCCGCUCGCCUUUUCAACUUCAUAUCCUAUCCCAGAAAUCAACUCGCCCAAUUCUGUCCGGGUUAGAGUAAAAGCCACGAGCUUGAACUUCGCCACUUACCUGCAAAUCCAAGGAUUGUACCAAGAGAAACCUCCACUUCCGUUCAUCCCGGGAUCAGACUACUCUGGAAUCGUUGACGCCGUCGGAACAAACGUCACCAAGUUCAAAGCCGGCGAUCCCGUGUGCUCUUUUACGGGUCUCGGUUCAUUUGCCCAAUUCAUUGUUGUCGACGAAUCAGAUUUGUUUCGAGUUCCUGAUGGUUGUGAUCUUGUUGCGGCUGCUUCACUUCCUGUGGCAUAUGGAACGUCACACGUGGCCCUCUCUUACAGGGCACGUUUGCGUCGGGGUCAGGUCUUGAUGGUUCUUGGAGCAGCAGGAGGCGUUGGGGUUUCAGCUGUUCAAAUUGGGAAGGUUUAUGGAGCUACUGUUAUUGCCAUAGCUAGGGGAAAUGAAAAGGUGCAGUUUUUGAAGUCUUUGGGUGUUGAUCAUGUUGUUGAUGUGAGCAAAGACAAUGUGAUUGAAAACGUUAAGGAAUAUCUGAAAUCAAGAAAGUUAAGGGGGGUUGAUGUCCUGUAUGAUCCGGUCGGGGGAAAGCUUUCCAAAGACAGCUUGAAACUGCUAAAUUGGGGUGCACAGAUUUUGGUCAUUGGGUUUGCAAGUGGAGAUGUACCUGUCAUCCCAGCAAACAUUGCUCUUGUGAAGAACUGGACAAUACAUGGCCUGUACUGGGGAAGCUAUAGGAUACAUCAACCAAGUGUGCUUGAAGAUUCUGUUAAUGAGCUCUUAUCUUGGCUUUCAAAGGGAUUGAUUACCAUAAACAUCUCUCAUAGUUUUAGCCCGUCAAAGGCACAUCUUGCUUUCUCCGCUCUCAAAGAUAGGAAAGCGGUUGGAAAGGUUGUGCUUACUUUUGGUGAUGGCAACACAAACAGAUCUAAGCUUUAGUUGGUGAACAUGUUGAUAUGACUGAGAUGAGAUGCCUUUGUUUGGAUCUUAACCCACCUGCUAGAGUCUCUGACCAAAUUGUAAAGAAUCAGGGAAGGCAACGGCGUUGAUAAACUAUUAAAGAAAAUAAAGUAAUGCUUUACUCCUAUGAUUUCUGCUGUUAUUUGGUGGGAAAUCAAGUCAUAUAUUGCUGGGAAGUCUGUCAUAGCUACAGCACAAAGCCACAAAUCUUAAUGAAAUAAAUGCAUUACUAUUAAAUUUCCUCUUCGUUUUCAAUUGCAGGCACCAUUGGGCAUUUUUAUGUCUAUUUCGUAAUCUUCAUUUUGUUCUUAUUACAAUUCUCAUCAUCAAUAAUUUUCAC
Messenger RNA from Cuscuta europaea, 1535 nucleotides. Lineage: Eukaryota; Viridiplantae; Streptophyta; Magnoliopsida; Solanales; Convolvulaceae. The record is from the annotation of a GenBank genome assembly.